AUGGGGCGCGGGCCGGUGCAGCUGCGGCGGAUCGAGAACAAGAUAAACCGGCAGGUGACCUUCUCCAAGCGCCGCAGCGGGUUGCUGAAGAAGGCGCACGAGAUCUCCGUGCUCUGCGACGCCGAGGUCGCGCUCAUCGUCUUCUCCACCAAGGGCAAGCUAUACGAGUACUCCAGCCAGGACAGUAGCAUGGAUGUGAUUCUUGAACGUUACCAACGUUACUCAUUUGAAGAAAGAGCUGUACUGGAUCCAAGUAUUGGAAACCAGGCAAACUGGGGAGAUGAAUAUGGAAGUUUGAAGAUAAAACUCGAUGCACUCCAGAAGAGUCAAAGGCAACUCUUGGGUGAACAAUUGGACCCACUCACCACAAAAGAACUCCAACAGUUGGAACAACAGCUUGAUAGUUCUUUGAAGCACAUAAGGUCAAGAAAGAAUCAACUUCUCUUUGAGUCUAUAUCUGAGCUUCAAAAGAAGGAGAAGUCAUUAAAAGAUCAGAAUGGUGUCCUGCAGAAGCACCUCGUAGAGACAGAAAAGGAGAAAAAUAACGUUUUGUCAAAUAUUCAUCACCAAGAGCAGUUGAAUGGAGCAACAAAUAUUCAUCACCAGGAGCAGCUGAAUGGAGCAACAACAAGCUCACCGUCACCUACACCAGCGACAGCCCAAGAUUCCAUGGCACCUCCAAAUAUUGGGUACUUAUGCUUCCACUUAGGCCAUAUCAAUCUAGAGAAUCAGGAGGGGGGAAUCCAGAACCUCAGCCGUCUCCAGCACAAGCAAACAACAGCAAUCUACCAGCGUGGAUGCUCCGCACCGUCAGCAACAGAUGAAGGCUGGCGACAGCCUCAUAUGACUCCACCUGAAGGCGAGAAUGGCGCCUGA
This is a messenger RNA of Triticum turgidum subsp. durum (durum wheat), 876 nucleotides long. Lineage: Eukaryota; Viridiplantae; Streptophyta; Magnoliopsida; Poales; Poaceae. The record is from the annotation of a GenBank genome assembly.